AUGGAUAAUUGGAUUAUAAUCGAUUCGAAAACUCAUAUCAUCAAAGCAGAAUUGGCUAUAUAUACAGUCUUGUUAGACUUAUGUUGUCUGAAUCCUCAUAUCGAUGUAGAGACAUUCACACAGAUCGAAUUGUUGGCAAGCCCAAAAUCAAUCAAACCAAGAAAUCCAAAGAUCAUGUCUUUGACCAAGAAAAGUAGAAAAAAAGAUAGAAUACAAUAUCUUAUCGAUCGAGGAUAUAAAGACAAUAAUGAUCAACACACGUUUAGUAUCGACUACCGAAUUAUUAAAUCUACUACUGAUAUCGAUAGAGAGAUGGAUAACAUCAAUAAAGAAUUGGAAGAUCAAGUCAACACAUUAAAGAUAAAGUAUAAUGUAAUCAUUUGUGAAAGAUACAAUCAACCAUCUAUUGAUCAUUAUAUUGAAUCAAAUUUAAAAGAUAUGAUUUAUCAUUAUAAAAAUACGAAUCAAAACAAUAAUAAUGAACCAUAUUCAUGGUUUACAAAACAAGAGAUUGAUAUGAUAUCAAAGUUUUAG
This is a messenger RNA of Cavenderia fasciculata, 534 nucleotides long. RefSeq lists its product as uncharacterized. The transcript has 2 exons. Bases 1 to 534 code for a protein of 177 amino acids. The record is from RefSeq and is a predicted model, not a curated record. Lineage: Eukaryota; Evosea; Eumycetozoa; Acytosteliales; Cavenderiaceae.